Vigna unguiculata (cowpea) is the source of this 847-nucleotide messenger RNA. Its product is annotated as protein GOLVEN 2. The record is from RefSeq and is a predicted model, not a curated record. NCBI's taxonomy places the organism in Eukaryota, Viridiplantae, Streptophyta, Magnoliopsida, Fabales, Fabaceae.
CUUUUAGGUUGCAGAUCUUUGUUGAUUAACGAAUGGCAAAGUGCGAAGUGUUCAUAGAUUCAUGGUGCCAACUAAAUAAUAAGAAGUUAACGAAGCCAUUCAUGGUCUUAGCUUGGAUCCUCUUUUCCAAGCAAAAGGGUGUCAUUUUCAGGCAGGACAGAGCAGGAGACAAUGAUUUGAACCAAAAUUGUAGCCAUUGUUUUUCUUGUCCUCAAGAGUGCAGUGCAUCACAUGUCUUCACAUCCUAUUGGAAACAACUUCUAUUUUUGCCUAUAAAAAGAGGCCAACCAGAACAUUUUCAACCAAGUUCAAGGUUUCUCUCCAAUACCAUACAUAUAUUCAACUACCAUGGCUAUGUUACCCACCAAACGCUUCUUUCUCCUUGCUCUUCUCUUCCUUUGUUUUCUUUCCAUUAAUGCUACAGCCAGAAGUUUAAGAGAGACUAAGGAUGAAUUAGCUCCAGUUUCUGCAGAAAAGAGCCAUGAAAAUCAAGUUAAGGUAAACCAAGGAGGGGAACAGGAACAAGACACUGGUGACUUGACAACAAUGGACUACACUCCUGCAAAAAAGAACCCUCCAAUUCAUAAUUAGUUCUUAGCUUCUUUUAUUUUCAGUUUUGUUAGGAAGAGCAUACAAUUAAUGCUUUUUCUGGGAUUCUGAACUUUGAUGAAACUAGCAAGUUCUACCUAGUUGUUUUGAUCAAGAACUAGUAACUUCAUGAACUUAGAAGUUAGAACUAUGUAAAUAGGUCUUCAGCUAAGGGGGGCAUAGAGUUGAUAGAAUUUGCAGAGGUGCCAAUCAUAAAGAACACAGAUGCAUAAUAUAAUCAUUCUUGUCUUUUCGAUUC